AUGUUGCAGCGCAUACCCCUCAGUCGUCCGGAUGAAGCUAUCAAGGCCAUCGAGGAAGAUGGUGGAGUUAUUCUUAGUGAUUUCACCUCGCUCAACGAUCUGGAUCAGGUGCAUCAGGAUGAGUGGCAAGCCCGUUACAAGGGCCGUGUCUACUGCAGCCUGCUGUACGGCCGCAGUGAGACUGCACGUGAGAAGUGGAUUUUGGAUUCGGGCCUGCAGCACAUCGUUAAUCAUUUCCUCCAUACAUCCAAUUCCACGGACGUAGACCCGAACAGUCCUAUUGGGCGCCGAACCGAUUCCAUUUUGUCCCAGGCAACGAGUAUUGCGACAUUGGAGGGGGGUCUUGCUCAGGCCUUACAUCGUGACGACAGUAUCUGGCAGCACGUUCAUCCUAAUCAGGAAAAAUCAGGUUAUCGUCUGGGAACCGACUUGGGAAUGGGGCUACUGGUACCAGGGGUAAACACCACCAUGGCAAACGGAGCCACUUUGUUCGUCCCUGGUUCUCACUUGUGGGCCGAUGAGAGACAAGCUGGCGAGAAUGAGACUAUUGCAGUGGAAAUGCUGCGCGGCGAGGCCCUCCUUUUCCUCUCUUCGGCUAUCCACGCGGGUGGAGGCAACGUGACCCGCGAACCCCGGUUGCUGCAUGCCAUCUUCUUUUGCCGAUCAUGGGUUCGGCCUGAGACGAAUGACUUUACGUGUUAUACGAUUGAAGAGGUGGAGUCGUGGUCGGCAGAAGCACAAAAGUUUGCUGGGUAUCGCACAGACAAAAUGCUGGGAAUAUGUGAUGAUGGCGAUCCCAUCGAUGCCCUCCGUAUCCGCCAGGAGAAGAAAUUGUGA
Messenger RNA from Alternaria arborescens, 837 nucleotides. RefSeq lists its product as hypothetical. Lineage: Eukaryota; Fungi; Ascomycota; Dothideomycetes; Pleosporales; Pleosporaceae. The transcript is spliced from 4 exons. The record is from RefSeq and is a predicted model, not a curated record. Bases 1 to 837 code for a protein of 278 amino acids.